AUUUUUCAACGGCUGCGCCACGGUCACGCAGUUCGGGACACGUAAAACAAUUUUACGAAAAAAGCAAAACAAAUUAUAUAGAUUUCGGAUUACCAAAUUCUCAGCAAUAAGGCAGAGCCCGCGGCGUAUCGUUGAAGCACAUAAGGCUACAUGAAAUAACUCACCAAAAUAUCAUCACGCAUCAACCUGCACAACCACAUACACACACAGACCCAGAGGGCAAUGAUUCCACGGAUACUGUGAGGCGUCACCAGUAGCAACCGAAAACUAUUAGCACUAUGAAUAACGUACAGAGUGCCCCGAAUGGCGGGGGCGUGGCAGUAGGCGUAGGAGUGGGCAUCAAGACGGCCCGAAGCAAUAUCUUCAAUGUGGAUGGGCUGCCGCAGCAGAUGGCCGCUCUGAGCAUUGACUACUCCAGCAUCCGGGGCAAGGAUGUCCUGGUGCAGCCCAGCGACGAGCAGCGGGAGCUGCUGCAGAAGAGGCUCCAGGAUCGCAUAGCCGACAACUGUGGCGAGACCAUCUACGAGAUUGGCGUGGGCGAGGAUGGCAGCGACAAUGGCCUAAAUCCGGAGCAGUUUGCUGCCUCCGUGGCCACGCUCCACCUGCUAGCGGCCAAUAUUGAUGCGGAUGUGGUCAAGCUGCGCGAACGGCGAGCAGAGAAGGGUCAAUCGGCCCAGUUCCUCAUCCGGAAGCACAUCGAGACCACCGACUUCAUGGAGAUUCGAGUGGCCGUGGUGGGAAAUGUGGAUGCUGGCAAGUCCACGUUACUGGGCGUGCUCACCCACGGGGAGCUGGACAAUGGUCGUGGCCAUGCCCGGCAGCGACUGUUCCGUCACAAGCACGAGAUCGAGAGCGGACGCACGAGUUCCGUGGGCAACGACAUUCUUGGCUUUGACGGGGUGGGCAAUGUGGUCAACAAGCCGGACCACGGCCACCUUGACUGGGUAAAGAUUUGCGAGAACUCGGCCAAGGUGAUAACCUUCAUCGAUUUGGCUGGGCACGAGCGCUACCUGAAAACCACGGUCUUCGGCAUGACGGGUCAUGCCCCGGACUUUGGCAUGCUAAUGAUUGGCGCCAAUGCCGGCAUAAUUGGCAUGACCAAGGAGCAUUUGGGCCUGGCCCUAGCUCUGGCCGUCCCCGUCUUUGUGGUAGUCACCAAGAUAGACAUGUGCCCGGCCAACGUGCUGCAGGACAACAUGAAGCUGCUGUUUAAGAUGCUCAAGUCUCAGGGCUGCCGGAAGGUGCCGGUUGUGGUCCGGACGCAAGACGACGUAGUGCUCAGUGCCACCAAUUUCGUUAGCGAGCGCCUGUGCCCCAUCUUCCAGGUGUCUAACGUGACCGGUGAUAAUCUUGAGCUGCUCAAGAUGUUCCUCAAUUUACUGAGCACGCGUAUGGCCGGCUCCGAGAGUCUGCCGGCCGAGUUCCAGAUCGACGAUGUGUAUUCGGUGCCGGGCGUUGGCACCGUGGUCUCCGGCACUUGCCUCCAAGGCACCAUCCGGCUGAACGACGGCCUCAUGCUGGGACCGGAUGCAGUGGGAGGAUUCGUGCCCAUCACUAUCAAAAGCAUCCACCGGAAGCGAAUGAAUGUGGCUCGCGUGCGCUGUGGCCAGACGGCAAGCUUCGCGCUGAAGAAGAUCAAGCGCGCCUAUCUGCGCAAGGGCAUGGUGAUGGUCUCGCAGGACCUGAAGCCGCAGGCCUGCUGGGAGUUCGAGGGCGAGAUCCUUGUGCUGCACCACCCAACGACAAUCUCGGCGCGCUACCAGGCGAUGGUGCACUGCGGCAGCAUCCGCCAGACGGCCUCCAUCAUCCACAUGUCGCGGGACUGCCUGCGGACAGGUGACAAGGCUCACGUCAAGUUCCGGUUCAUCAAGCAGCCAGAGUACAUCCGUGCCGGCCAGCGGCUGGUCUUCCGCGAGGGCCGCACCAAGGCGGUGGGCAACAUUCUGCGGCCACUGCCAAAUGCCGCUGCCUCUCCCUAUCGUCCAAAGCCCGCCAAGAUGCAGUCGCGUUCCCAGAACGGUGGCAGCAAUGGCAGUAACAAUCAGCACCGGCACCAGGGCCAGGGCAGCUCCAGUUCCAGCUCGGUAGGAGCAGGGGGCAGCAAGGAUGCCAGCGAGGAGAAGCAGAAUGGGGACAAGCGCGAGGGAGGCAGCCGGCGUGGCGGCAAGCGGAAACGAAACAAUCGCCCCACUCCCUCGUCUAACGGCUCUGCCGGCCUGGGCCUGCCCCUAGGCGAAAUGGCAUCGUCCACCUCGGCCGAGGCAGGACCGGCGGCGGGUCUCACCGAGUGAGGCGUGCCGUUCUGCCUCCCAAUUUUGUUCUUUCUAGUUAUGUAAGCAAAAGUAUUUUCGGAAGCCCCAAAGCGUAGCGGAGGAAUCUACAUACAUAUUUUGCUACUCCCGAGUCCGGACUCCUCUAAUCUGAUAGGGCGUAAGUAAGCCUGAAAUAUUUUGUGCCGCGUUGCGUUCCGUUUGUCCAAAGUAUACAUACAUUUGGUAAGUUGGAAAUGCCAAACCGAAUUCGAUCAUCUCUUUUUUGUUCUCUAGAGUUAAGUCCAAAGAUCACUGCAACAAGAAUUUAAUUUUACAUUCUUUACUUUCUUAAUUGAAUCAAUAAACGCAAGUUUAACUUUU
Molecule: messenger RNA, 2633 nt
Organism: Drosophila kikkawai
Lineage: Eukaryota; Metazoa; Arthropoda; Insecta; Diptera; Drosophilidae
Gene: GTPBP1
Product: GTP-binding protein 1
Biological process (GO): translational elongation
Molecular function (GO): translation elongation factor activity; GTPase activity; GTP binding
Source: RefSeq, a predicted model, not a curated record